CCGGGCCUGACCUGGGUGGCUCUCCUGGAGACCGCUGCUCCCCACCACACCGGGACGGGCUCGGCCCCGGCAGCUCCCCGUCGGCCACCAGCCCUGGGUGUUAGGCGCUCCCAGCCCGAGGCCAGCUAGCGCCGCUGCUGGCGAGCGGGACUCCAAACCCCGCUCCUAGCGGGCGAGCUCUCUUUGUUUUGGGUCUGUGCAGCACUUGGCCCGCGACUGGGGCUCCCGGCGCUGGGGUCAGGCCACAAUGCGCUGCCGGGGCCUGCUCGGCAUGGCGGCGCGUAUGCAGCCUUCGGUGUGUCUGAGCGUCCCUUGUUUACGGGCGCUACUGUUGUUAGGCCUUCUCUGUGUCGCCCAUGGCGCCCGCAGCCUGCUCACACUGCAGGGUGGGGAACACGCCCUCUGGCCAUCGGGAGACGCGCACACACAUUGCAGCCCCAGGCACUCUUCCAGUGUGUGGCUUGUUGCCCCAUCCUAUUGCCCUCCUGUAUGUCUCGUUUCUGUGGCGACUCAAAGAAAGAGGACUCCUGCGAGGUGCUGGACCUGGCAGAGUACACCAAGAAUCAGCCCUGGUGGCGCAAGCUCUUCGGGCGGGGCUCUGGCUCAAGUGCUGAAAAAUACAAUGUAGCAACUCAGCUGGUGAUUGGAGGAGUCACUGGAUGGUGUACUGGCUUCAUCUUUCAGAAGGUUGGAAAGCUGGCAGCAACAGCAGUGGGUGGUGGCUUUUUCCUACUUCAGAUUGCGAACCACACGGGAUACAUCAAAGUGGACUGGAAGCUAGUAGAGCAGGACGUGAGCAAAGCCAAGGAGCAGCUGAAAUAUCACAGCAGUGGCAGCAAACUGUCCCCAGAAGUUAAAAGCAGAGUUGAUGAGGUGAUAACAUUUGUGAAGAAGAACGUUAUCCUGACUGGAGGGUUUGCUGGGGGAUUCCUGCUUGGAAUGUCUUCAUAGAAACUACACAGAACUGACAACUCUGUCCCUUCUCACCCCUUCCCACUUGAUAAACAGUGGGUUGUGCUGACAGACUCUGCUUCCUCGGGUCCUCCUGGGUUCAAGCCCCCCACUUCCUGCAACACUGCCGCUAACUUUCCUCCCUUUCCUUUACCUGAUUUCUGUUGGAGCUGGAAUCAAUCUAGAGAAUUGUGACCCUCAGCGUCUGUUUGUCGAUCUGACUCCCUAUCCCACUCAAAAUGCCUCUCUGCAGUUUUCAGGGUCAGUUGGAACCCCAUGAACAGCCUGCAAGAGAGAGAUCUGAGAACAGGCCCACUGCUGUGCUGCACAAGACUGACCAAUAUAAGCUCUCCUUCCAGUGCACACAAGGUUCGUCAAGUUCUGUGUGCUCCUAGUUAUCUUGUAUUCUCUCUUCUCCGGUAAUAGGAAAGCCCAUACUUUCUCCAGGAAAAUGGUAUUUUCAUGGCUAUCCGUGGAUGGAGGCAGAAUUGUCAGAGGCGGUCUUAGAACAUGCUCAGAAAUGGACUGUUUGGGGAAACAACUAAUUCCGCAGUGGGUGGUGGCAGAGUGAGUACAUGGCAGAAAUACUAUUGGAGAUCUGUUCUUCUGCCUUCACUACUCCCUAGACUCUUGCCAUUAUGUUUCACACAGAUGAUCACUUAUCUGUGGUAUUUAUAUAUCCCCUUAAUGGAAUUGCAGCAUUGGCACUGCCAAUAGAAAUUGUGAGUGGUGCAUAUCACUAUCCCAGAUCCUUUCUUGUCAUAGGUUUUGAAAGUCAUUGGGCAUCCCACCAUUGAGAAGAUAUUCUCCUCUCUCACUCUCUAGCUGGUGUCUCAGCGAAUGAACUUUAACAUGCACUGAGGCUGUAUGUCUGGCAGAAAAUCUGCCUGAAAUGUCUGUGCAUAUGACUGAAACCUGCACUACCAGCCCAUCCAGUCCGGCAUGCAUUUCCAUAGUGACAAUAACUGUAAUUUAUCCCUGGCGUCAUAUCAGCAUUUCUGACACUAAAACCUUUUUCUCUGGCUAGUAUGGAAUUGCAGCUACCUGUAGGUAUCUGGUGCACAUGGGGCAGGCUUUCUGGAAAGUAGUGCCCUGGGCAGAUGAAAGUGGGUGGGAUUCUUCUCUGUAUGAUACAGCCUGGGAUAUGAUGUCCUGGAGCAGGAUUCCAGUUUGAGUGCAGACAACAACUGUUCGGGAUUCACACUCUGACUAGGAUUGCUUUGAAUCCAGAAGGCCAUUUCUGUCCCUUUGCAGAGCAGAUUCCAUCCGCCCUCAGCGAAAGGCUGAAUCUUCCAGGCAGUCCCCCAUCCAGCUGCACCUUAAAAUCCCUGGUGAUUACCUUCCUGCCUGUCAUAUGUGCCUUUACUGAGCAGUAGGUGACAUAUGCUCUUAUAGUCAUGAGAUCCUGUGUUUAAAUAGCUACUGGGCAUGUGAGGGGAGCCAGUCCCAUACAUUCCUUCUCCAAACAGAGACUGGCACUUCAGUGCCAUAGACAAAGGAGCAGGUAUCCCAGAACCGCUCCAUCUGCCUGCCCCUUCCUGUAAAAAAUGAUAGCAUUCUUACCAUCUUAUCUCUUUGGAAGCUGGACAGUGGGUCAUGGGAAAUGCAAGAGCACUCUCUAUGCUGCUGUCAGUCUGGGUUAACUCUCCCCCUUCCUCCUCUCCAUUGGCUUCUCCCAUUCAUGCAAAAACAAGCAUCUGUGUCCAGUUCUUUCAGUUUGUUUAAUUCCUGCACCUGCAGACCCAUCACUGGGCUAUAACAUGGAGAUGGGUUCUGCUAGGCUUGGAAAGGCAGGUUAACUGUUACUCAGUCCUGAGCAUCUCUAGCCUUCAAGAAAAAUGUAAAAAUAACAGAGAUCCGUUCAGUAUUGCCUAGUACUGGGGCUUUGCUUAUCUCCCUGCUCAGAUGUAGUUUGAAAAGGAAGGAGGUCUAGCUGGUGAUAAGCACGUUCUUGUUGAAGGUUGGUUCCGUUCCCCCCUCUGAAAUCAUGUCCUAGAAUUGUGUUGAACUCCAGGAGCUCGUUGUGUGCAUGGCUGGACGCUGUUCAGAAUAUAGUGUCCAUGGCACAAGGAUGCACUUUAUCUAUUAUGCUGCAGUAAUUCCAUGUUUACAGUGUUUAGUGGCUUGACCUGACUGGAAGCAAGGGAUGUACCCAAAAGAAUGCCAGGAGCCCUGAAUACUGUCCUGUCCUGUUAGAGCUGUGGCAGCUUGGCAACUGCAGCUGUUUUCAGGAGAGCCCCUGACAUUUAAUCUGUGCUAACUUUAUUUUGCCUUGUCUGUCCCCUAUCAUAUACAGAGUUUAGAAAGUCAGUCACAUCACUUCAGCUUUUCUUUUCUUCCUGAUCCUAUAGUAGAAUAUGCCUUUAGAUGGUCAGAAUCUUUGCUGUCUUGCAUUCUCUGGCUGUCUACAGCAGGGCAGGAGAAAUUGGGCUUAUAGCAUGUCAAAUGCUACAAGAAUUGUGCAGUGAUGUAGGUGCACGAUAACUUGGUUAGGGAGUGGGGCGGCUAGCUGCUGUGUAGGAAGAAAUUCUGUACAGCAGAAUGAUCUUGAUGAAUUUAUAAAAACAUCUUGCUGGAACUCUCCUGUUCAAAUAGGAAAAUAGUGUACCUACACCUCUGCCUGGUGUACUAGCUAACAAAGCUUUUUAUUCAGACUUUACUCUUCCAGCCUCCCUCCAAAGACAAUGCUGAGUGGAAAUGACCCUCCCCCUUUUCCCUUGGGAGUGACAGUUUUGGGAUAACAGUUAUAACUUGACCAAAACAUUUGGCCUGGUACCUCUCUCUCUCAUUAGCCUGAUAAUCUGCUGGAAACUUAGCGGUGAGUUCUGCUCAUGUGGGUAUAAAAACUGGGCCACAGUCUCUUGACUUCAGUGUUCUACUUUCCAGCUGCCGUUAUAUUCCUCUUCAUGCAUGGAGAGACUGCUGUGUAUGCAAAGGCACUGCUGGUGCUAUGUUGCUGUAGCCUUAGAAGCAAGCAACUUGCCACCAGACCUCAGGGCUGUUCCUACAACUUCCUGCUAACCGAUGCCAGUUAAUGAGCCCAAAUUCUGGGCAUAAGGCUCAUUAGUCUAAUGAGGAAUAUAUUGGGAGCCCACUCUGAGGCAUUUGGAAAUAGCUAUUGUUUGUCUAGACUAUUAUAAAUUGGUGCCAUGGAGCUAAGCAACUGCAAGAAAGAGCUAAAACUUAACUUUUCAAAGCUGUUGCUGGAAGAGAGAUCAAACAAACAGUUUAAGUACAGCCACAGUAGUUUCUGAUCUGAAGACGUGGAGGGAGAGAGGAAAAGCAUGGGGCAUCCCUGUGUUAUUACCAUGGAAAGUGUAACACUGCCAAACUGGAGCUUCCUUGGUACUUCUCAUGAAGUUCUGUAAGCAGCUAAGAUAGUUUGUCCUGGCAAACGUGAUUUUUGUAUAUAGAAUGGAAAUCGCAUACAAUUUUUGAUCAUGUCAUGGGUGCCAAGAUGAAAUCUUAAUCCCCCUUCUGUUUUGUUUCAACAAUCUCUAGCACCCAUACCAGGAAGUUGUGGUUUAAAAAUAAGUAGACUUUUAAGAUAUUUUUGUACAUUGUAUGUAGAUGCUUGUUGAAGUGGUAUCUUAUUAAACUGUUGCUCUAAUCACUUAUUUUUCGGGGGUCUGUUUUGGGAACAGGCAUCACUUCUGCCACUCCCUGCACUGCAAACACUCUGUUCAUAGUAGCCUAGAGAAGGCAGGAGCAGUAUCCAGUACUGUAACUGAAGGAGCAGUUGCUGUAAUUCUGGGGGAGACACAACUGGGACUAAAGCCAAGAUCAUCAGAUAUUUAAGGGCCUACCUCCUGUUGAAAUCAAUGAAUUAAGCUCCUAAAUACCUGUGGGGAACUGGGAGUUUUCCUCAGCUAUGCACUCCAUGUAACCGUACUUCAGUCAGACCUUGCAUAGGAUACUAGCCUAUUGUGCAGGUGCCAGUCACAAGGCAGAUUUGUGGGAGAGCUGGGCCCUACCUGAGUGCUUUUAAUUCACAUUGGCUGCUAAGCUCUAAUAAGCUGCCUUUUGUGUAGCCAAGCUGAGAGUCUUAUGUGAGCAUGUUGGUGGCAGUCAUGUGAAUUCAUGCAUUUCUCGGGGGCUGGGUAAAUGUGGAUCUCUAAGAUAAUCAUUCCCUUAGAUAACCCUGGCUUAUCUAUGUUAGUGUUGAUCCUUUCCCCAAUGAGGCAGUUGGUGCAAUCUCAUUCAGCAUGUGCCUGAGGGGUCUUGGAUUUCCCUAACUAUUUUACCCUCUAGGGUAAGAAAUCAAUGACACCUCUGCAAGCUCAUGCUGUAAGCGCCUCCCUACUAAACAAAUGUCAAACUCCAUCUAGUCAAGCAAACAGAAGGGAACACAAAAGUAACUCUUGUCCUAAGGUUUCUGUAUUGGACACAGUGAAAGGAAACUAAGCAGUCAUGGGAUUAGAGAGAAGGUCCUCUGGCAGAUCAUUAACUGCUUGAAUGAUAGGAAUUGAAGGGUAGGAAUAAAUGGUCAGUUUUUACAAUGGAGAGGUGAACAGCAGGAUUCUCCUACAAUCUGGGCUGCUCAACACAUUCAAUGAUCUAGAAAGGGGAGUGAACAAGAAGUGGCAGAGUUUGCAAAUGAUUACAAAAUUACUUAGGAUAGCUAAGGCCAAAGCAGAUGGCAAGGAGUUACAAAGGGAUCUCACAAAACUGGCAGAUGAAUUUUUAUGUUAAUACAAAGUAAUGCACGGUGGGGAAAAAUAAUCCCACCUAUAGAUACAUGAUGGGUUCUAAAUUACUAUUACCGUCUAAAAAAGAGAUCUAGGUGGCACCUGUCAUAACUAGAAAGGGAAGGGUAACAACCUUCCUAUAUACAAUACUACAAAAUUCUUUUACCUGUAAAGGGUUAAGAAGCAGGUAACCUGGCUGACACCUGACCCAAAGGACCAAUAAGGGGACAAGAUACUUUCAAAUCUGAGGGGGGGGAGGCUUUUGUUUUUGUGCUCUUUUGUUUUGGUGGUGUUUGCUCUUAGGACUAAGAGGGACCGGACAUCAAUCCAUAUUCUCCAAAUCUUUCUGCACAAGUCUUUCAUAUUUCAAACUUGUAAGUAACAGCCAGGCAAGUCAUAUUAGUUUUAUCUUUGUUUUCUCAACUUGUAAAUGUUCCUUUUGCUAGAGGGUUUACCUCUGGUUGCUGUAACUUUGAACCUAAGGCUAGAGGGGUUUCCUCUGGGCUCUUUGAAUCUGAUUACCCUGUAAAGUUAUUUUCCAUCCUGAUUUUACAGAGAAUUUUUACCUUUUAAUAAAAUUCUUCUAUUAAGAACCUAA
Messenger RNA from Malaclemys terrapin pileata, 6237 nucleotides. RefSeq names its product FUN14 domain containing 2 (gene FUNDC2). The record is from RefSeq and is a predicted model, not a curated record. Gene Ontology annotation, biological process: autophagy of mitochondrion. Gene Ontology annotation, cellular component: mitochondrial outer membrane. The transcript is spliced from 5 exons. NCBI's taxonomy places the organism in Eukaryota, Metazoa, Chordata, Testudines, Emydidae. The coding region runs from base 490 to 951 and encodes 153 amino acids.